AUGUUUGUUUACGAGUUUAUGGCUGGCAUCGUCGAUCAAAUCAAAGGAGAAGAUGCAGCUGAUUCCUUUGAUCCGCACGUACAUCGCAAAGUGGAGAAACCAACUUCAUACUCAGAUACGAUGAUUCACUUGCUAAAAGGCAGUAUUGGCGCCGGUGUGCUCGCGAUGUCGGACGCCGUGAGCCGCGUGGGAAUUUUGUUGGGCAUCAUCGGUGUCGCACUAAUUGGCAGCUUCGCUACUUACUGCAUACAACUCCUCAUUGCAGCGCAGUACGAGCUGUGUAAAAGACAUCGCCGUGGUUACAUACAGUAUCCCGAGUCAAUGUUGCUGGCGCUUCAGGAUGGGCCUCCGUGCUUGCGCUUCUCUGCAAAAGCCUAUUACUACUUCGUCGAAACGACACUUGUGUUAUGGCAGAUCGGCAUCUGCACUAUCUAUUGUGUGUUUGUUUCCGAGAACAUCAAACAGGUUUGCGACUAUUACGGGCAAGAAAUAUCAUUACGUUGGCAUAUAUGCUUCCUACUCAUACCACUUACGGCUAUGGGCCUCGUCAAAGACCUUAAACUGUUGACACCCUUCUCAUCGAUUUCAAACGUCGUCACUCUUUUCGGAUUUAUCCUAGUCUUUUUUUACUUAAUUGAAGAUGAUGUGACUCUGGACCAGAACAAAUUGAAACUAAAAGGCUACAUAGAAAUACCCGUUUUUGUAGGUACUACAUUAUUUGCACUGGAGGCAGUGGGAGUGGUGUUGGCCUUAGAAUACAACAUGGAGAAGCCAAAGCAAUUUGUAGGGCUAUUCGGAUUAUUCAACAUCGGCAUGGUAAUCAUUAUGUCGCUUUACGUAUUGAUGGGCGUGUUUGGAUAUCUCAAGUACGGGGACGAAGUAAAAGCAUCCCUGACGCUUAACCUUCCCCACGAUCAAAAAAAGGCGCAGGCUGCGAAACUAAUAUUCGCAUUAGCGAUCCUUCUAACGUUUCCGCUACAGAAUUUUGUGGCGUAUAACAUUUUAUGGCAAAAGAUAAAAAAGGUGAUAGGCGAAAACAACAGAGCUAUCCUCGCUGACUACGCACUUCGAAUCGCACUGGUGAUACUUCCAUGGUCGCUCGCGGUGGCAGUGCCGAAGCUGGGACCUUUCAUAGCCUUAUUUGGUGCUUUGUGCCUCUCGCUAUUGGCAAUAGUGUUCCCUGGACUGAUGGACGCCUGUGUGUGGUACCCUAACAAAUACGGCAUGUGCAGGUAUCGACUUGUGCGAGAUAUAUUUAUCGUCGUGAUAGGUAUAGCAUGCCUUGUCUCCGGAUGUUAUACGAGUCUUCUAGAAAUUAUGGCCGCUGGCAACCAUUGA
Molecule: messenger RNA, 1338 nt
Organism: Pararge aegeria (speckled wood butterfly)
Lineage: Eukaryota; Metazoa; Arthropoda; Insecta; Lepidoptera; Nymphalidae
Product: proton-coupled amino acid transporter-like protein CG1139
Exons: 8
Coding region: 1-1338 (445 amino acids)
Biological process (GO): amino acid transmembrane transport
Cellular component (GO): vacuolar membrane
Molecular function (GO): amino acid transmembrane transporter activity
Source: RefSeq, a predicted model, not a curated record